GACCGUGAGGGAUUCGAAUCAAAAUAUGCUAAUCAUUUGAUCCAUAGUUCCUUGGGAUUCAAGAUGGCGGCCACGAUGAUAAAAAUGUCUAGAGUUCCUCGGAAUUUUUUAUUUACGCAUUCUAGGAGAUUUUCUAACAACUCUUCCCAUCCUCAUUUACACGAAGUUGUCAUUGUAAGUGCGGCCAGGACUGCGGUUGGGUCUUUUAGAAGCAAACUAGCAAGUGUACCAGCUACUAAACUUGGUACUGUAGCCAUCAAAGGUGCUAUUGAGAGAGCAGGGAUUUCUCCAGAACAGGUACAAGAGGUGUAUAUGGGUAAUGUAUGUACUGCAGGUGAAGGGCAAGCUCCGACAAGACAAGCAGCACUUGGUGCAGGAAUCCCUACCUCUACUCCUUGUACAACCAUAAACAAAGUAUGCGCAUCUGGGAUGAAAUCCAUCAUGAUGGCGGCUCAAAGCUUGCAGUGUGGCAGCCAGGAAGUAAUGGUAGCUGGGGGUAUGGAGAGCAUGUCGAAUGUUCCAUUUCUAGUAUCCAGGGAUGCACCUACUUAUGGUGGCCAUUUGAUGGAGGAUGCUAUUGUCAAAGACGGUCUGUGGGACGUGUACAAUCAAAUCCAUAUGGGAAGUUGUGCAGAAAACACAGCAUCGAAGUACAACAUAACGAGAGAAGAGCAAGAUGAGUAUGCUCUUUCUUCCUACAGAAGGUCUACGGCAGCUUGGGAGGCUGGAAAGUUCAAAAAUGAAAUCGUACCUGUUAGUAUUCCUCAAAAGAGAGGCAAACCUGAUGUUGUAUUUCAAGAAGAUGAAGAAUACAAAAAUGUCAACUUUGACAAAUUACCAACCCUGAGAGCUGUCUUCAAAAAGGAAAAUGGCACCAUCACAGCUGGUAAUGCCAGCACACUUAACGAUGGUGGAGCUGCUGUUGUCCUGAUGACCAGAGAAGCUGCCGAGAGACUCAAUGUCAAGCCUCUUGCAAGUAUCAUAGGUUUUGCUGAUGCAGCAGUUGCUCCAAUAGAUUUCCCCAUUGCACCAGCAGCUGCCAUGCCUAAGGUAUUAAAGCAAACACACCUUAAGAAGGAGGAUAUAUCUAUGUGGGAGAUCAAUGAAGCAUUCAGUGCUGUCACCUUGGCUAACAUCAAGAUUAUGGACUUGGAUCCCAGUAAAGUGAAUAUCCAUGGAGGGGCUGUCUCUCUGGGACAUCCUAUUGGUAUGUCUGGCGCGCGUCUCAUCUGCCAUCUGGUUCAUAAUUUAGCACCUGGUGCACUCGGAUUGGCUGGCAUCUGUAAUGGAGGAGGCGGAGCCUCCGCUAUGAUUAUCAGGAAAUUAUAAUUUCAAUCRAAAUCAAAAUCUUGUACGAGUUCAUGUAUAUUUUUAAUUAAUGGGAAGAAAAUCCUGAAAAAACUGCAAUGCACUCAGAGUGCUUUCAUUUUAUAGGGCAUUAAAAUUGCCCAAAAUAGGGUACGUUAUGUAAUAGAGUGAAAGAAUAAAGAGUUUUUUCCUUGUGAAUAAUA
Molecule: messenger RNA, 1511 nt
Organism: Actinia tenebrosa (Australian red waratah sea anemone)
Lineage: Eukaryota; Metazoa; Cnidaria; Anthozoa; Actiniaria; Actiniidae
Product: acetyl-CoA acetyltransferase, mitochondrial
Biological process (GO): fatty acid beta-oxidation
Cellular component (GO): mitochondrion
Molecular function (GO): acetyl-CoA C-acetyltransferase activity
Source: RefSeq, a predicted model, not a curated record